This is a messenger RNA of Aspergillus ibericus CBS 121593, 1810 nucleotides long. RefSeq lists its product as uncharacterized. Lineage: Eukaryota; Fungi; Ascomycota; Eurotiomycetes; Eurotiales; Aspergillaceae. Gene Ontology annotation, molecular function: DNA-binding transcription activator activity, RNA polymerase II-specific. The record is from RefSeq and is a predicted model, not a curated record. The transcript has a single exon. Gene Ontology annotation, biological process: regulation of transcription by RNA polymerase II. Bases 424 to 1359 code for a protein of 311 amino acids.
UUGGUUUCAGUCCAUUUCUGUCUGCCUUUUGUUCCCCUGCGGGAUGCCUGAGUGCCUGGGUGCCUGAAUGAUGCAGUGAUCCCCUGGAUAUGCUCCGCCUGGUCGAUGUCUACGGGCUUGUUUGAUUGCUGCUGUGAACCGGGCCCUCGCUGUUCUUCUGCUUGCACCUCCGCUCUCUUCCCCUUGGCACUGGUGGGCCAGUUUCUUCCCAAUAUAUACUGAUUGGCCGGGAUGCAGUGUCCGAACGAACACCCCCAGUGCUCCCAUUGCACCAGCGACAAUAUAAUAUGCCAAUACCUCUCCUCGUCCACUUUCGCCUGGCCGAGGGUCAAGUCUCGCUCCACCACCCCGACCAUUCCCCCGUCCCGCACAGCGUCGCCAUCCCACGUAAAUUCUAGGGUCUUCGCAGAGUAUCGAGUCGUCAUGGAUCCCGUCGCUUCCUCGAGCCCCGCGGACGAGCUCAACAUCCAGGACCUGGAAUUGAUGAUGCAAUGGUGUACCACGACCUACCGGUCUGUCUCGCGGAAUAGCUCAGUGGAGGGGAUCUGGCAGGGCGUGGUUCCGCGGGAAGCUAUGCGCCACCCAUUCUUGAUGCACGGUAUCUUGGCCCUCUCCGCCCUGGAUCUGGGCUUCAGCUCUCCUCCCGGCCCUCCGAAAGACUACUACACCCGAACCGCCCAGACCCAUCAGUCCCGCGCCGUGACCGGUCUCAGUAAGGUCGCGGGAAACCUCGACAAAUCGAACUGCAACGCCGCAUUUGCGCUUUCCAGCAUCAUGGUUGUUUUCUCCUUUGCCUUCCCUCGAACGACGAACAAGCGCGGGGAUGUAUUGGACGAGCUUCUGGAGAUAUUCCGGUUCACGCGCGGGUCGGUGGAUGUACAAGGAGGGAUCAUCGAAUGGGUAGCAGCUGGGGAGUUCAGUCCGCUGCUCGAGUACGACAAUUCGCAGCCAACAAUGCCCGAUACAUCGCGAUUGGCGAUCAUGUCGCUGACGCGAAUGAAUGCGAGCCUGGCGAGCAGCGACCCCGCGCACGAGAAGGACACGUAUGAUACCACGAUCCGGUACCUGAGCUACUCGCUGGACAAGCUUGCUCGGGGCGGCGAGACGAUGAUCAUUGCGUUUCAGUGGAUCUUCCAGAUUCCGCCGCGAUACAUGGAAUUGCUCCGAGAGAGGCAGCCAUUUGCGAUGGCGAUUCUGGCACAUUACGCGGUGAUUAUCCACUCGCUGCGAGGGCAUUGGUGGAUGGGCGAGUGGGGGGCGCGACUGAUCCGGGAGAUCGGCCAGCACCUGGGUGCCGACUGGCGAGACUCUAUCAGCUGGGUGGUAGACGCGACGGGCUGCUAUAUUCCUCCGGUCUGAGACGGCGCGGAAUCAUUUGCUCUUCACCAAUUUUUGGAGCAAUGAUGCACACAGAAGCACAUGGCGAUCGUUGUGGCCAUUCUUGAAACGGGUGCAGCGCGUCCACUGCCAGUGGGAUCAUGGCCACGGCAGGCGACCCCCGCCGCCACGACACGAGUCACCGUGAAACUCACCGUCAAGGAAUAGAGCCGUGCGAUCGGCUGCCAUAAGAAACGACUAACGAGGGUCUGGACGUCUGGGGAGGCCGACCGGGGCAAGCGCUAGGGGUGAACACAACGAAGACGGUGAGCUAGAAAGGACCAGUUCGGAUUAUCGAUCGCCAAUCCGCCGCGAGACGAGGUGCUGGCCAUCUGACCGACGGACUGGCCUGAUCGAUAGGUCCCAGUGACCAUGCAGCUUGGCAUGAAGAUACCUGGCACGAGCAGUAGUUAUAGUACCGCCAACAUAAAUU